Aspergillus caelatus is the source of this 1446-nucleotide messenger RNA. RefSeq lists its product as uncharacterized. The transcript has 2 exons. The record is from RefSeq and is a predicted model, not a curated record. Gene Ontology annotation, cellular component: outer membrane. Lineage: Eukaryota; Fungi; Ascomycota; Eurotiomycetes; Eurotiales; Aspergillaceae. The coding region runs from base 93 to 773 and encodes 226 amino acids.
AGUAACCAAUAUUUAUUGUUCGACACCUCCCCCUCGUAGCCCUGUGUACAUUGUGCUACCUGCAUCUACUUUCCUUCCCACCCCACCCCAGGAUGUCUGACCCUUACGCCCAACGCCCACACUACGCUCCUCCUGGUCCUGGACCCGAGGCGAACUUUUAUGCGCCCGCAGAUAGCCUAUACCAAAACCCACCGUACGAUUAUGAGUCCCAGCAUCCUUAUUCGCAGCAAUUUCCUCCGAAUCAAAGCGGCCAGUACGGCUCGCAGUAUGACUUAGCGCAAACACCGAGGUCCUAUCCCCCCCAAAUGUCGGGCCCGCAACAGGAAUACCUCAAUCCAGCUUCUGCGGGAGGCUUUGAGCAAGAAAGAGAUCGUCGAGGAAGUAACGCUGAUUAUUACAACGCGUCCACCAACGAACAAGAUCAGCACUAUCUUCAAAGCUCUCAUCCCCACGGAGCUGACAAUACUUCCGACAAUGAGGGAACCGAGCGCAAUCUCGCAGGGGCGCUUGCUGGUGGCGCUGGAGGCUAUUAUCUGGGACACCAAAGUAACCAUGGCCUUCUAGGGGCUGUGGGGGGUGCGAUAUUAGGCAACUUCGUUGGAGACAAGAUGGAGGAUAAACCAGAAGAAGAUGAACAUCGGCAUCAUAGCCAUCACCACCACCAUGGUCAUCAUGGCCAUCAUCAUCACCGUCACAAACAUCGUCACGGCCAUCGCCAUCAUCGUCAUCAUCGCAGUCAUUCUCGGCACAGUAGCCAUAGCGGCAGCUACUGAUAGGAAACUCUCUUAGAUGUUAUUUCUUAGAUCGCUUUAGUGAUGUUUUGUUGCUCUUUCAUUUGGCGCGUACACUAUUAUAGGGAAAUUGUUAGAAAAGGAUAAAGAUUAGGAAUGUUUUGUAAUGCUUAACGACUUGAUGACAACAAUGCUGAGUAUGGUGCCUCCAUCUAGAUGCUAGUAACUCGGAUUAUUGUACAAUAAUUCCCUCUGGUGUUUCUCUGAAAUCACGCGUGGCAAACUGCUACUUUUCUCCUUAUGUCAUUGUGGGUUUCAGGAAUCGACAGAUUUGAUGCGGCCUUUCUCAAUUUGUCAGUUUAUGUAACGGCCAAAUUUGGCUAGGGAAAUGAACGAUCGAUCGGAUGAAGGAAGAUAGAGAAGGGAAUUUUGGCGUAGAUGGUUAGGCAAAUCUGAAUCAGGUCGUAACAUUUCGAGUAGGAAAGCCACAACCAUAGGUUAUAUUGUUUGCAUGGAAGUAGAAUAGAUAAUGGGCCUGUAAAUGAGGAGUAUAAAACCUGCUUAUCCAAACGACAUCAUAUCUUAUCGUCGAAAUGUUUUACGUUUCCCCACAAAGUAAAUCUUUCUACGGGCGUAAUACUCCACACAUUAUUCUGGCGCAUAUAUAUCACCCGCACAAGUUUGGUCGAAGUAACUCUAAAUUUGAGAAGAGAAC